Oikopleura dioica is the source of this 4314-nucleotide messenger RNA. Lineage: Eukaryota; Metazoa; Chordata; Appendicularia; Copelata; Oikopleuridae. The record is from the annotation of a GenBank genome assembly.
AUGUGGACGCUUAAAUUGCUGCUUUUGUACAGUAAUACACUCGAGAAUUUCAAACUGACAGAAGCGAGAAAUGUAUUGGGAAAAAUUGAGAAGGGGCCAAGAGUCAGAAAGAUUAGAGAAGUUCUGGAUGAGUCGACGACAAUUUUAAACUUCUGGAGUUCUUCUACUCCGGGUCAUCCUCGCAAACCUUUUUACCGACAAGUUCGGCCCAGUUGUGGCGGGUGUUGGUACACCAAUGAUCGAACAAUCGAAAAAAGCGCGACAGCGAUUCUAUUCGAUAACACUCGUUUCAGCGUUGGAAAUCGUCACAACGACUUGCCUGAUUUCAAAGAUCGCAAUACUGACUCGCAAUAUUGGGUCAUUUGGCCACGGGAAGCUGCUUCGAAAGGAAUUACCAAAGGAACAAACUAUCAAGGCACUGGACAUCAAUUACAGUUGAUUUACGGGCUAGUCCUCUACGUUGGUAAGACACAGAAUCUUGGAUGCAAGAAAAAAGAACAGAUAAAAACCCUCAAAGGACUUUCUCUUGAUGGAUAUGGCGAGUGCUUCAACAAUACUCUUGUCGGAUCGCCAUGGACGCAUGGAAACGAUAUCGGACCUAUUGCCAAAUAUAAAUUCUACCUGGCCUUUGAAAACUCUGUGCACUGUAAUGAUUACAUAUCCGAGAAGUUCUGGAGAAACUCGCUGGCAAACGGAGCCGUUCCGAUCGUUUUCGGCCCUCAUCGAGAUGAUGUGGCAAAAAUUGCACCUCCAAAAUCAUAUAUUCAUACGGAGGACUUUGAUUCUCCCGCGCAUUUGGUUGAUUAUUUGGACUAUCUCGAUGGAAAUGACACGGCUUACAUGGAGUACCAUCAGUGGCGCGCUGAUGUCAGUCCGGCCAAGCUGCAGGAGAAGCACUCAGUCGAUCACUUGGGUAACUACGACCAAAUGAUGUGCAACCUCUGCAAGAAUAUCAACGACAGAAAGCACAGCGGUUUCCCCAAGCAGAAAAUCGCUUCUGUCGCUCACUGGUGGUGGAUGGAUGUGCAUGACGAAAAGUGCACAGCUGAUUUUGAGAUUCCCGCCUGGCUGCGAGCACUAGACGAUCCCAAUCACAAAACUGUACGAAGACAUCUUCUGCUAUUUGCAGAGAACUUCGGAGUUAGGGGCUCCUCUUUGACUCAGCAGUCGCACGCAGAGAAGUGCACUACCAGUCUUGAGAUGCCUCCACAGCAAGGAGCUGAACCUGCUAGCGUCCCCGAGAAGGUCUCGGUGGACAUUCCUGACAUUGAAUCUGUCCUCGCUCUCAAUCCGAAGAGCUACUCUGGGGCCAAGUCGAUCCCCACUCACAAGGGUCAGAAAGCCAAAGCCCACUGGAAACGAAACAUUAAAAAGUCACAAGGGUGCUCCCAAAAUGAUGGCUGCGGUUCAAAGGGCAAACUUUACAAGAACUUCGGUGAUAUUAAGCACACUACUCUUUCGGAGAGAGCUGCUCUCAGAGAAGCCGGUCGCUGUCUCAAAUGUGCAGAUGCCCCGUGCCAGAAAUCUUGUCCUACUUCGCUCGAUAUCAAAUCAUUCAUUUCCGCUAUCGCUAACAAAAACUAUUAUGGCGCGGCACAGAUCAUUUUGUCUGACAAUCCCAUCGGUUUGACUUGUGGUAUGGUCUGCCCAACAUCUGAUCUUUGCAUGGGCGGUUGCAAUUUGUACGCGGCAGAAGAGGGGCCAAUCAACAUCUCUGGUCUCCAGCAAUACGCCUGUGAAGUUUUCAAAGCAAUGAAAAUCCCGGCUUCGCGUGACCCCGCUCUGCCCGCACCCGAAGACAUGCCAGCUGCUUUCAACCAAAAGAUCGCUCUUGUUGGCUGUGGACCCGCAUCAAUUUCUUGCGCUACUUUCCUCGCUCGAAUGGGCUACAGCAACAUUACAAUCUACGAGCGAGACGAAAACCCAGGUGGACUCUCUGCAUCCGAAAUUCCUCAGUACCGACUCCCUUAUGAUGUUAUCGAUUGGGAAACAAACCUGGUAAAAGAUCUUGGCGUUAAGGUCGAAUACGGCCGUGAACUUGGAAGAAAUCUCUCUGUGCAACAGCUGCGUGACGAAGGAAACGCCGCUAUCUUCCUCGGUAUCGGACUUCCAAAUCCAAAAACUUCGCCCAUCUUCAAAGGCCUCGAUGCUAGCUCUGGCUUCUACACGUCUAAAGAGUUCUUGCCAAAGGUAGCUCAAGCUUCCAAAGCUGGAAUGUGCUCCUGCAAAUCUCAAUUACCUGAGCUUCAUGGAAACGUUGUCGUUCUCGGCGCUGGUGAUACCGCGUUUGAUUGUGCGACAAGCGCGAUCCGUUGUGGUGCCCGACGAGUCUUUGUUGCCUUCCGAAAAGGUGUUCAGAAUAUCCGAGCUGUGCCAGAAGAAGCCGAUCUCGCUAAGGACGAGCGAUGUGAAUUCAUGCCUUUCCUAAAUCCCGAAAAGGUCUACACUGGAGAAGAUGGCAAAAUCAACGCGAUCGAGUUCCAUCGAACAGAACAAGACGAUGACGGAAACUGGAUUGUCGACUCAGACCAAGUCAUUAAAGUCAAAGCUAACUUCGUCAUUUCUGCGUUCGGUUCCGGCCUUACCAGCGAAGCCAUCAAGGACGCAAUGGGUGUCGAGCUCAAUAAGUGGGGAACUCCAGUUAUCGAUCCCGAUACUGGCUGCACAAAAUCCGAGGAUGUAUUUGUCGGUGGUGAUCUUACCGGCAUUUCUGGAAUGUCUGUUGAAGCUGCUAACGAUGGUAAAACUGCUUCCUGGUCGAUGCACAGAUUCCUUCAAAAGAAAGGUAAUUGCGAAGACCCUGGAACCACAGCCAUUCUUCCUAUGUUCCACACUCCAAUUGACGAUGUUGAUAUUUCUGUGGAAAUUUGCGGUGUAAAAUUUCCAAAUCCUUUUGGCUUGGCUUCCGCUCCACCGACAACGAAUUCUGCUAUGAUCCGACGAUCAUUCGAAGCUGGAUGGGGAUUCACCGUUACAAAGACUUUCGGUUGCGAUCACGAUUUGGUCACGAACGUCGCUCCUCGUAUCACAAGAGGCUCUUUUAUCAACAUUGAGUUGAUUUCCGAGAAGUCUGCUGAAUACUGGUACAGAUCUAUUCGAGAGCUGAAAGAUGACUUCCCAGAAAAGGUUGUUAUUGCUUCGAUUAUGGCUUCUUACAACAAAGAGGACUGGCAAGAGCUUGCGAUUGGAUCUUGCAAGGCUGGUGCUGAUAUGCUCGAGUUGAACUUGUCUUGUCCUCACGGAAUGGGCGAGCGUGGCAUGGGUCUUGCUUGCGGUCAGAAUACCGAUAUGGUCUACAAUAUUUCCAAAUGGGUGAAGGAAGUCACGACUGUUCCCUUCUUCCCAAAGAUGACACCUAACAUCACUGAUAUUACUGCUAUCGCUCAGGCAGCUAAGGACGGUGGAGCCGAUGGCGUCACUGCGACCAACACUGUUUCUGGAUUGAUGCAGAUCAAGGGAGAUGGUACUCCUUGGCCAGGUGUCGGAUCCGAAAAGAAAACAACUUACGGUGGUGUUGCAGGUAAUGCCAUUCGGCCGAUUGCUAUGAAAGCUGUUUCCGCUAUCGCACGGGCAAUCCCUGGAUUCCCUAUUUUGGCGACUGGCGGUAUCGAUUCUGCUGAUGUUUCCAUGCAGUAUUUCAACGCUGGUGCAAGUGCGAUGCAAGUCUGCUCCGCUGUCCAAAACCAGGACUACACUGUCGUCCAAGAUUACAUUAGCGGACUCAAAACUCUUCUCUAUCUCAAAGGAAAAUCUUCUAUUGGCGAACUCGUUGACUGGGACGGUCAAUCUCCGCCGACUCCAAAACAUCAACUCGGCAAAGAGGUUAUCUCUUGCGCGGAGCUUGGAAAGGAUAUUCCCAACUUCGGAGCAUACAAAAAGGAAAAAGACGCUGCCAUGGCCGCCAAAAUGGUUGAGCGAGAUCUCCUUGCUGACUCUCUCAAGCCCAACAAUACAACUACUGUUGUCCCAACAAAGAACAUUCCCACUGUCUCUGAUGUCAUUGGCCGUUCUUUACCGAAUAUUGGAAAGUACAACGAUCUGGACAACAAACAGCACGUUGUUGCUCUGGUCGAUCCAGAUAUGUGCAUCAACUGCGGAAAAUGCUACAUGACGUGCAAUGACUCUGGCUAUCAGGCUAUUUCAUUCGACCCUGAGACUCAUCUUCCAGUUGUCAAUCACGACACUUGUACUGGGUGCACACUCUGCUUCUCGGUCUGCCCGAUCAUCGACUGUAUCUCGAUGGUACCACGAAAGGACCAGUACGUACCCAAGCGUGGCAUUCCUCCUAAAAGCUUGAAAAAGCGUAUUUACUAA